AUGGGACCUGGCGACGUUGGUGAGGAGAAGCCAGGGAAGCGUGUCGGCUUUGAGGAUGAAGAUGUUCAUUCCAGUGGAAGCGAUGAUGAUUACCAGAAUCCCGUUGAGGUCAUGUUCGACCAGGGCAACCCAUAUCGCCGCAAGAGCUCUUUAGUAACUUCAGAGGCAUCGCGGCCUUUGCCACGUCGUCCAAGCAAGAGAACCGAGUGCAUUGUGCACCAAUUUCUCGAGAGCCAGAGGAAGGCCCGCGAUGCCGUCGCCUCUGCUAGUAACCACGGCUCUAGGUCCAAUUCAGUAUCAAGUGCCACUAAAUCUUCGUCAGAUUACUGUCAUUAUGGGCAUCCAACUUAUGAAAAUUCUCGGCGACAACUAAGCGCAAAAGAUGUUUCGGGAGAAACAGGCAUGGCCAAAACUGUUGAGCCCAAAGGCCGUGUCGCCAAGAACAGAGCCGCCUUUCUGGCCGCUGAUAGCCCCGAGGGUAGUGACGUAGGCCAGAUUGAUGAGAAGUCUUGGCGGAACGAGAUCAUCAAAUCGCCGUCGCAAGUGGACCUGUCUCACGCCGACAACGAUGAUGAGCUUCAUAGUCGGCUUCUCACUAAGAAGCAGCUGAGCGAAAUGGCGUGGGGAGUGCGUGAGCUUAGCAGACGGCUGAGUAGCAUGCGAAUCAGGUUCCGUGUCAAGACCAUCUUUGUCUUAACCAAAAUCCACGACCCGGACUUGGUCAUUCGCACUAGAGAGCUCGUCAAGUGGCUCCUCUCUCAUGAGCGGGACGUUGAGUACACAGUGUACGUGGGAGGCAAUUUCAAGGACAGCAAGAAGUUCAACGCCUCAGGACUCGUCGAAGAAGUCAAACAAGAGUUCGUUGAAGCUGGCAAGAUGCAGGCCAACGACAGCAAUGAUGCCAUUUCUAAGCGACUGAGGUACUGGGAUGAAGACAUGUGCCGGAAUAGGCCACACAUGUUCGAUUUUGUCAUCACGUUAGGAGGCGAUGGCACUGUUCUCUACGUCAGCUGGCUAUUUCAGCGCAUUGUGCCUCCGGUUCUGAGCUUUGCCCUUGGCAGUCUUGGUUUUCUCACAAAAUUCGACUUUGAAGAGCACAAAUCCAUUCUGACCAAUGCAUUCAACGAAGGUGUCACGGUCAGCUUGCGCCUGCGGUUUGAGGGAACAAUCAUGAGAAGCCAGCGAAGAAAGCAAGUGGCCGAUGGGGAAGAGAGCAGCUCCAGCCAGGAUGAUGAUGGAAGAAAGCCAGACCUGGUCGAGGAGCUUAUUGGUGAAGAGAGGGAGGAUGAGCAUACGCAUGUCCCAGACGGAACUUUUGAGAUUCUAAAUGAGAUAGUGGUGGAUCGCGGCCCAAACCCAACAAUGUCAUACACAGAAAUAUUCGGCGAUGACGAACAUUUUACUUCCGUCUUGGCGGAUGGAAUUUGUGUUUCGACUCCAACCGGUUCGACCGCCUACAACCUGGCGGCGGGCGGGUCCCUCUGCCACCCAGAAAAUCCGGUUAUGCUCGUCACCUCCAUCUGCCCCCAUACACUUUCCUUCAGGCCAAUCAUCCUUCCAGACACCAUUGUGUUGCGCGUAGGCGUGCCCUACGACGCAAGAACUAAUUCGUGGGCAAGCUUUGACGGCCGUGAACGCAUGGAAUUGUUCCCCGGCGACUAUGUCACCAUAAGCGCCAGCCGAUACCCGUUUGCAAGCGUCCAGGCCCAGGGCCGGCGUAGCGAGGACUGGGUCAACAGCAUUAGCGGCAAGUUGGGGUGGAAUACACGGCAGAAGCAGAAGGCGUACAAGCAGUGGGAGAAGUAG
Molecule: messenger RNA, 1806 nt
Organism: Colletotrichum truncatum
Lineage: Eukaryota; Fungi; Ascomycota; Sordariomycetes; Glomerellales; Glomerellaceae
Product: putative NAD kinase
Biological process (GO): NAD+ metabolic process; NADP+ biosynthetic process
Molecular function (GO): NAD+ kinase activity
Source: RefSeq, a predicted model, not a curated record